Molecule: messenger RNA, 1300 nt
Organism: Lactuca saligna
Lineage: Eukaryota; Viridiplantae; Streptophyta; Magnoliopsida; Asterales; Asteraceae
Source: the annotation of a GenBank genome assembly
CGAAUGUGCGACAGCAUGCAAGCAAAAUUGCUCGUGUAACGCGUAUUCGAAUAUUGAUAUUCGAAUGAACGGAAGCGGAUGCUUGCUGUGGUUCGGUGAUCUAAUGGAUAUCCGAACGGUGGAUGAAAGCCAGGACCUUUUUGUAAGGAUGGCUGUCUCCGACUUGACAGUUCAAUCAAUACCGGAAUUUACCUCCAGACCAGCUGGUUCCAACAAAAAGAGGCAAACAAUCAUAGUGGUGGUGUCGAUCUUAUCUAUUCUUGUUAUGGUUAUCUUGAUUUUAGCAAUCUUGUAUGGUAGGAGAAAAAAUAAAAGAUCCCGAGUGAAAAAAAUACCAGCCGUGCAAACCAUUGAUGAAGAGUAUAUCAUAGAGAGCCAAGAUGAUGAUACAGAGUUAACGGCUUUUAGCCUGACUAAGAUUUCGAAAUCCACUAAUGAUUUUGCAAAUGACAAAAAACUUGGACAAGGUGGUUUUGGUCCUGUUUACAAGGGUGUGCUUGAUGACGGACGAGAAAUAGCUGUGAAAAGAUUAUCCAAAACUUCAAGACAAGGAAUUGGAGAGUUUAAAAAUGAAGUCAAAUUCAUUGCUAAGCUUCAACAUCGAAAUCUUGUAAAGCUUUUGGGAUACUGCAUUCAAGGAGAUGAAAACAUGUUAAUAUACGAGUACAUGCCUAACAAAAGUCUGGACUCAUUCAUAUUUGAUAAAAUCAAAAGUUCCAUACUAGGUUGGUCAGAUCGUUUUCGCAUCAUUCAUGGGAUUGCUCGAGGACUCCUUUAUCUUCAUCAAGAUUCACGAUUUAAAAUUGUUCAUCGAGAUCUCAAAACAAGCAAUAUUUUGCUAGAUGUUGACAUGAUCCCAAAGAUAUCAGACUUUGGUCUUGCAAGAAUGUUUAGAGAACAUGAAAAUGAAGCAAAUACGAACAAUGUAGUUGGAACUUUGGGUUACAUAGCACCAGAAUAUGCUGUAGAUGGGAUUUUCUCGGAAAAAUCAGAUGUCUUCAGUUUUGGUGUUCUUGUGUUGGAAAUUGUGAGUGGGAAAAAAAAUAGAGGAUUCUCUCAUCAGAAUGAUAGUGAUAAUCUUCUUGCACAUGCAUGGAGACUUUUUGAAGAAGGCAUGGCAAUGGAGUUGCUUGUUGCGCAUAUGCGUGAGUCAUGUGUAGCCUCCGAAGUACUUCGCUCAAUACAUAUCGGUCUUUUAUGUGUCCAACAUUUUGCAAAAGAUAGACCAACUAUGUCAUCUGUCGUUUUGAUGUUUGAUAAAGAAGGUACUAGCGAUGAUCGCGGGAAGGUGCCGACAUGA